Molecule: messenger RNA, 1335 nt
Organism: Naegleria lovaniensis
Lineage: Eukaryota; Heterolobosea; Eutetramitea; Acrasida; Naegleriidae
Exons: 1
Coding region: 1-1335 (444 amino acids)
Biological process (GO): carboxylic acid metabolic process
Molecular function (GO): carbon-carbon lyase activity; pyridoxal phosphate binding
Source: RefSeq, a predicted model, not a curated record
AUGAAUACGAACACCACCAGUACUUCUCCUUCCAACAGCAGCAACAUUGAUAAGAACUUUAACUUUGUCAUUCAAGAAGAUUUGCCCACCCAUGAAAUCCUUGCUCAAUACAAGAAACAUGUGGAAGAAAGAACUUACCAUCACUUUGGGUAUCCAUACAAUUUAAGUUACAACCAUGAAGAACUAAGCCCUUUCUUGAGAUAUAGUAUCAACAAUUUGGGUGAUCCUUUUGUUGAGAGUAAUUAUGGUGUUCACUCGAGAGCUUUUGAACAAUCUGUAUUGCAAUUCUUUGCCAAGUUGUGGAAGAUUGGUCCAUGUCCCGAUGAAUCCAAUGCUCAAAAUUGGAGUCACGAUGAAUAUUGGGGAUACGUCACUAACUGCGGAACAGAAGGUAACUUGUAUGGAAUCUUGUUGGGAAGAGAACAAUUCCCUGAUGCAGUUUUGGUGUCAUCCCGAGAGUCACACUACUCUGUUUCAAAGGCUGCCAAGUUGUACAGAAUGCCUGAAAUUAGAGUUCCAACUUUAUACACUGGUGAGAUUGAUUAUGCAAUUUUGGAGCAAGAAUUGAUUAGAAAUAGAGAAGAGACUGAAGAUUUGUCUCAAGGAAAGAAGAAGAGACCAGUGGUCAUGAAUGUUAACAUUGGAACUACUGUCAAGGGAGCAGUGGAUAAUUUGGAUACAAUUUUGGAUAUUUUCAAGAGAACUGGAUACACGGAAGAUGAAUUCUUCAUUCAUUGCGACGGUGCUUUGUUUGCUUUAAUUUUGCCAUUCAUUGAGGAAGCAUUAGAAGUCAAUUUUACUAAACCUGUCGGAAGUAUUUCCGUUUCGGGACACAAGUUUAUGGGAUGUCCAAUGCCAUGUGGUGUCACAAUCACCAGAAAGAGAUACGUCGAAACUUUGAAGAGUCACAUUGACUACCUCAACAGUGUAGAUACUACUAUCAUGGGUUCAAGAAACGGACAAGCCUCCUUGUACUUAUGGCUGACCUUGAGAAAGAAGGGAACUGAAGGUUUUGCAAAGGAUGCUAGAAAAUGUUUGGAAAAUGCAAAGUAUAUGGAACAAUUAUUGAGAGAUGCAGGCGUAGGAUGCCUGUUGAAUCCUCACUCUAACACAAUUGUUUUGGAGAGACCAAAGGAUGAAGAGUUUGUUAAAAAGUGGCAACUUGCAUGCGAAGGAACAGUAGCUCAUUGUAUUGUCAUGCCCAACGUAAGCAGAGAAAAGAUUAGCGAUUUUGUUCAAGAUUAUUUGGAACAACGACAACGUUGCCCAGGUGUGAGCUGCAUUGCUAAACAUAUCGGCCCACAAUAUUGUUUGUGCAACGAUUGCAAGAAGUAA